GAAUUAAAUACAACUUUGAUUUGAUUUUGUUACGAUUUCGUUUGAUAGAUCGAUGUAAAAAUCAUAGAAAAACUCUGAUUUGUUUAACGCAUAAAGCAUAUCUUGAUCCACCUUCAAAAUGACACUGCCAAAGUGUCUCGGGAGCGUGUUUCGACUGCAACAGUUCAAGUGCAGACUCCACAACAAGUCUUUCAGUGCAAGAUGUCUAUCGUAUUCCGACCAAUCCCAUGUAUGCCAUCAGGCAAACAGACAAAGGAGAGUACAUGUGUCAAAUUCAGUUGGUGAUUUCAGACUCUGGGAUUUCACCUGCAUUGACAACUUGGCGAAGCAGUUUCCCCGUUGCCUCCAGACUGAUGCCAAGAUGGCCAAGACUGAUGCCAAGAUGGCCGAGACUGAUGCCAAGAUGGCAGAGACAGAUGGCAUUCUGGCAGACAUUCAUGAAAUCAAAAAUGCUGAUGAACUUCUAAAGGUUUUUGAAACGACUGGAGUGGAUCAGUUAGGGCCUGUUCAUGUUGCUGCUGCUCUUGAAAAGUUGACUACAACAUUCUAUGCCAAGAUGGACCAAUAUCCAUGGUUCCAAUGCCAAAAUCAUACGAUUGGCUAUAUUCAGCUUGUGAUGAACAAGCAGUUGGAACUGGUGACAACUGAGUUACGGCGGCACGAUGUGUAUAAGCUUUUGUUGAAACUUGUGGAUAAGCAUUUCAAUGACCUCAACGGGCUACAGCACUCUGUUAUAUAUCUCAGCCUCACUCGACUGGGUUUAGCUCCUGAAGAUGACCUGUCGGUGAGGUUGCUGGUCCGAGCUCCCGAUCUCUCUCAUGACGCAUCGUUCCAAACUCUAGUUCACUUCUGCACAAUGCAACUCUCUCAAAAUCGCCGGAAUCCAAUUCUGACACAUCGCAUUUUAGAAAAGCUGAGGCAAGACUUGGAUAGUUAUAACUUGGAGCGGGAUGAGAGUAACUUGGAAAACAUGGCUCAGUUAUUACUGUCAGUCAGUUACUUGAUGUCCGAAUCACUUUGUGAAAGGAUUCUCGACAAAAUCAAGUUAAUCAUCGACAGGAAUCCGCAAGUUCUACACGACCCUGAUAUUCUUGGUACGAUGUUAAGAUUAGGCCGUAGAAUUAUUGUACGUUUUUCACCAGACAAGGCCACUCACCAACAGUGGAUUUUCAACCACUGUGAGAACACACUGCGUAACUGGGAGGACUUCAGUCUUUUCAAUGAUAACCAUAUCGCAGAAAUCUGUAGUAAUCUGCAAUUUGGUAUGCGCUAUCGAAAAGAGUUCUCAGCAAAAUUCCGUCGCCGUAGCCUAGAACUUAUUGGUAAGAAGAAAAUAUGUGUUAUUUCCAACCUGUGUUAUGCGUUCGACUCGUCGAUACCACCGCAGGAAAGGCGCGUCAUUGAAACGGCCCUCAUCCAAACAAUAGAGGAUGCAGAUUUGUUGAAUUUGUCCAAUUUAGCUGAGUCAUUGCGUCUGAUGAAUUGCACAAAUGUGGACCUUUUGGACAAAUUCCAGGAGAAAGUGAUAGAAAAUUUGGAAAGUGUGUUCGAAUAUGUGACUAGAUUUGAAAAGAUUGUUCGAUGUCUGCUGUGGAAGAACUUUAUUAAUCCAGAAAAUGAGCGAGUAUUUGUGCAAGCUUUGUUGCAGAGUUUAAAUGGCGGUAAAACUCAAUUCGGCACGCGACUUUGGAGCAUUGCGAUGGCAGCCACUUAUCUUCUUCAGAAUACACGCUACGUUAUUCCGGAUAUUCUUUAUAGGAAACUUGUGGACAUCAUCCCGCAGUGCAGCGUCAAGGACUUGUAUCCGGUGAUGAUCGCAAUGAAUUCGUUCCAAAAGCCAAUGGCAGCGUCGACUCAAAGCCAGUUGUAUCAUCUGCAGACCAUGAUUUAUACGAGCAUCAUAGAGAGACUUGACUCAAUUCUCAGCAUCAAUCUUCUUACGUCCAUGUUGCGGGAUCUGGUCAUGAAAAGCAGAUCUCCGGAUCCUAACUUGAUUGAAAAACUCAUGAACCUUUAUGUCUCAUUCUCACAUCCCGAUGUAACCAACGAAGAUAAGUACAUGAAAAUCAUUGGAAUUCAUUCGCGAUUGAGUUACCACAGUCCGUUGGUCUUAGACAACCUCACGGAAUAUGCGCUGAAAGAUAUCGAUGAUAUGGAGAUGAGAAAGCUACUGAGUCUGUACUCGCUGUUGAUGAAAGUGGGUUACGUGCCGCAAAAUAUGGACGCACUUGUUGAGAACACCAUGGUGAAGUAUGAAAGAGUGAAAGAAGCUAUGAGAAUCCCGGAUAGAAUUCUGCUGUUUCGGGGUCUGGCCGAGCUGCAGAUCUUCCCCAAGAAGCAGAUAAUGGAUCUGUUUAGUCUGGACUUCAUCCAACUGGUGGAUAAACAUAUUGCAGAAAACCCAUCAGACAAGAAAUACAUAGAGCACAACAUGAUGAAUUUGAACCGAUCAGUCGUGCUUGAGUGCCCCGAGUUGGAUGUCCCAUGGUUCCAUGAGCAAUACUGCAAACAGGAAUUGUCAGUCACUGACCAGCCAAGAUCGAUCUUUAUGGCACAAGUUGGGGACAUUCUGUCGGAUAUCUUCGGAGGAUGGGAGUACGUGAGGAGAUGGGUGUUCACGCCCUACUAUCACACUAUCAACUUUGAAGUGGUCCUUGAUAGCAAUGGAGAUCCUGUCAACUUGGUCCAAAUAAAGUCACUUCCAGAUAAUUGCCAGAGACUUGCAAUAAGAACGUUGUUCUACUCUCAGUACUGCUACCACAGGCGUACGCUCAAUGGAUUCGAGAAGGCCAAGCAGCGUCAUCUGCAGCUCCUGGGCUACAAGAUUGUUGAGAUUCCCCUACACGACUGGAAUUCAAUGGGCCUCUCCGACAAAGAUUCGAAAGUUGACUAUAUCAAACAGAAAAUAUCUUCAUGACGUCUUGGAAUACGUCACGUGGCGAGUUGCGGUCUGAGUCAUAAGUAACAAUCAAAGGGUUGACUGAGUGAAUCCAGCAUAAUAACGUCGAUAAGUGACUGAUGUCUUUUAGUUGUAACUGCUGGUCAAGACUGUCUGCUGGCCUAAUUAUCAAAGAUGAACUGGCUUUUUAUGCUGUUUUUCGUGAUGAUGUCCCGGAUGUUUUGCGGAACGGUGUGAGCCAUAAUGAAUAAUGUAUGGAUACCAGAAGAGUGAAAUUUUGCGCUUGUUAAUUCUGUGUAUUGGGUCGGACUGCAAAAUUGAAAUGUCCGCAAAAAAAUUCCUGACGCAAUCCUAAUUCACAGGACUUCUCCUGUGCAGUGAAUAAGUUACUGUAAACAGUGAAAUGGUCAAGAACCUUUGCAAAUUAGUUGAUGGACUAUUGCAUUUGCUGCCAAUGUUUGCUGGUUGAUGCAUUACAGUUGAAUGGUGCGUGCAUUUCAAGUUAGACAGUGCACUGAUGAAAUAAAGGGCUCGACAAAACUUCACGGUUUACAGAUUUUGAUGAAAAUCGAAAUGUAAACAUGGAUGAAAUGAUUUUUUAAUAAAC
This is a messenger RNA of Lineus longissimus, 3506 nucleotides long. RefSeq names its product FAST kinase domain-containing protein 1, mitochondrial-like. The transcript has 7 exons. The record is from RefSeq and is a predicted model, not a curated record. Lineage: Eukaryota; Metazoa; Nemertea; Pilidiophora; Heteronemertea; Lineidae. The coding region runs from base 119 to 2917 and encodes 932 amino acids.